AUGGACACGACAGCGGUCUUGGACAAGUAUACGCAGGACUUGCUGAACCUACCGCUAGAGGUGAAGUACUUGUUUGAUGAAAUCAAAACUAAAGAUCUCCAGCUAGCUGAGGCCAGGCGUCGGUACCAGAGUAAGGACUCCCAGUUGCACAAGUUCAUAAGGACCAAUGGAACCCUCGCAAAGCACCCCAAGGAGGUGCAGCUAUAUCAGAAGAUCGAGGAGGAAAUGAAACUGAUGCAGAGUAUCCAGAAAGAGAAGAUAUUGCUUGCCAACACGGCGUUGUUUCUUGUUUCUAAGCAUAUGUUCAACUUUGAGGUGGACAUCCAGAAGCUAGAAAAAGACGAUCUUCUAGCGCCUGUGGAUGAAGACGCUCUCGAUGACUCCGUGGAAGAAACAGCGUCCGCCACUCCUAUCCCUGACAUACCAAAAAAGAAGAGGUCCUACUCUGUCAUGAGAAGAUACAAGAGACUCAAGUCGGAGGACUACGACGACAGACUGGACGAAAGCACGCCUGAAAUCAGCACAAGAGCACACCACAGCCACUUAGGCCCUCGUGCCCCCUCGGGCGCUUCUGGCGAAGACGCAGAUAACAAUUUGUACUGUUUCUGCCAGCGUAUCUCGUUCGGCGAGAUGAUUGGAUGCGACAACGAUGACUGCAAGUACGAGUGGUUCCAUUGGCUGUGCGUGGGCAUCACCAGCCCGCCCAAGGAUGACGAUAUCUGGUACUGUCCCGACUGCGCCCCUAAGAUGGAAAAGAGGAAAAAGAGGAAGAAGUGA
Messenger RNA from Candidozyma duobushaemuli, 777 nucleotides. It is a transcript of the gene NBN1, whose product is annotated as histone acetyltransferase. Gene Ontology annotation, cellular component: nucleus; Rpd3L-Expanded complex; Rpd3L complex. Bases 1 to 777 code for a protein of 258 amino acids. Gene Ontology annotation, biological process: regulation of DNA-templated transcription. The record is from RefSeq and is a predicted model, not a curated record. Lineage: Eukaryota; Fungi; Ascomycota; Pichiomycetes; Serinales; Metschnikowiaceae. The transcript has a single exon.